This is a messenger RNA of Drosophila hydei, 611 nucleotides long. RefSeq lists its product as uncharacterized. The transcript has a single exon. NCBI's taxonomy places the organism in Eukaryota, Metazoa, Arthropoda, Insecta, Diptera, Drosophilidae. The coding region runs from base 256 to 534 and encodes 92 amino acids. The record is from RefSeq and is a predicted model, not a curated record.
AUGUUGUGGCAUCAGCUGUUGGUCUUUGCUAUAGCCAGUCUGUCGCUGGCGCAGCUGCAUUCAGCGAAGCACGUCGAUGCUGCGGCUGGUGAAUGCAGUGGGAACUUCACUCGUCUAGGCGACAAGUGCCUGCUGGUAGUCAGCAAGUGGGGCGAUUGGUUUCAAGCCGAUCGCGACUGUCGCUCCAGAGGAGCUGGUCUGAUAAGUCUGCAGAAUGAAACCCAGUAAAAUCUGCUCAUCGGCUGGCUGCACGUAAUGGCUCCCUACACAAUGGAAUUCUGGACCUCGGGCAACAAUUAUGGCAAUGCUACUCAAUUCUACUGGCAGAGCACGGGUCUGCUGGCUAACUAUUUACCCUGGGCUGAUGGCUCACCAAAUCUGAACGAUGGCAACUGCCUGACGCUCUAUGCCGCCACCUACGCCAAUUGGGGCGUGGCCAAUUACCGAUUGGUGGUCCGAGAUUAUGACUACUCUUGCGCCCACAUCUGCGAGCAGCAGCCGCAAAAGAAGGAGAAACACAAAUGCUUUUGGUGAAUGCAAUAAUUAAUGACGGAAACUAAUUAAACUGCUCAGCUGAAUUUCAAUUAAAUAAAAUUCGAUUGAUAUGAAAC